Messenger RNA from Colletotrichum truncatum, 1530 nucleotides. RefSeq names its product bZIP transcription factor. Lineage: Eukaryota; Fungi; Ascomycota; Sordariomycetes; Glomerellales; Glomerellaceae. The record is from RefSeq and is a predicted model, not a curated record.
AUGGCCACACAACACGGCAGCCCGGAAGCGACCAUAUCCGCGACUGAUGAUGCAGCUACUCGGCGCGCAAAAAAGCGAGAGCUUGAUCGACGCGCCCAGCGUGCCGCGCGUGAGAGGAACCGCAACCGCAUUGCAUACCUGGAGGCCACGAUUCAAGCCAUGAGCGAACAGGAAUCCAACAGCAGAAUCGCCAACUUGAUGAAUCAACUAGCCGACAUGACUAGACAGAGAGAUAACUUAGAAAAGGUACUAUCCUCGAUCGAGACAUCCAUCCAAGUCCACCGUGAAGGCAAAAAGGUUGAGAGUUCCACACGCAGCGACCAGGCAUCCCAACCGCUGAAUGUGGCUUCUGACCCUCAAGAUUGGCCGGACGACCAUGCAGCAGCCGACAUACUCGCGAUGAAUGUGAUGGACGAUGUUGUCCUGGACGACUUCACCCCUGACGCAUGUACAGUGACCUGGGGGCUCCCGGUGCCUGAUACAGCCGUUCUUGACUUUGGAACCGCAACAGAAUUCUCUAGAGUCGUCCAGGGUCCGUCUUCCUUAACGCUGCCGGGGAACCCCAAUCUGGAAUCUUUUCCCAAGUCCGCUUCUCCACCCUCAGCUCGUCAUCUUGGCCCGGGCGACGGCGUCAUUGUGCCCGAGCCAGAUUCGGCCUGUGAGUGUUUGGCCUCAAGACAUGAUCCUGGAACUCCCGGUGUGCCCUCGACUACAAGCAUAUGGAGAUAUGCGAACGAAGCUCUUGGUGCUCGAGAGAUGUUGUCUACGAACGUACUCGCCUUGGAGGAUGAAAUGAACGAACACAUCCCGAUACGCGUCAUAUUGGAAGGCUGGGAUGCUGUUGAGCGGUCAGAAAAGCUACCGCCUCUAUGGAAAAAGCUGCGACGGACCGACAGUCUUCAGUUCCGCAACUGCCCGAAUACCGAGAGGCUGGCAAUCCUGAGACUGAUGCACCGCCUCCUCCGGUAUCAAGCCGAAGCCACCGUAGAGCAAUGCGCCAAGCUGCCCGCUUGGUAUCUUAGCAGGCCAUCACAGUCAUUGCCUCACUCUUCCGCAAUAGACUUCUUUGUUUGGCCAGGCGUCCGCGAGCGCUUCGUUUUCUCUCAACACCAAUACUGUUCAAACUUGUUCUGGAAAGUGUUCGCCGACAGCUUCCGAAUAAUGUGGCCAUUUGAGUUCCGCGACUGCUACAGGCGGAAUGUAGAGACUGGUCGAUACUGCAUGUCUCCAGAGUUCGAGCAGAGAAUUCAAAAUAUCAAUUCCUGGACCAUGUCGACAGACUUCUUCAACCACUUUCCGGAAAUGUACUCGGAUAUCCCGGUAUACCAAGAAAUUCCAAAACCUUUAGGGUGGAAAGAGAAUACACUUGAUACGACACGGAAGCGUCGAAGAGUUGAAGACACAGCGACCGACAAUGCACCACGGAGCAGGAGGAGGAGUUCUGGGGUGGGCAUGACGGCCACGUCGACAUUCCACGACUGGUCAUUCGGCGACUUCCCAAGAUCCAAUGCAUCCGAUACACAACAUUGA